AUGGGGGAUGUAGAGAAAGACGGCGACGAACCAGACGACUAUCAGAGCGAGAUCCAGAAGCUCCAGACCCGUUUUGGUAGUGUGUCACCGUCCAAGUCUGCUGCCAGAGGUGAAGGUCAGACGCCCGGCUUCCAGAAGGACGGCUUCUGGUCCUGGGUGGCGUGUUUCUGUGCCACCAUGAACCAGCUGCUCAUCUUCGGCACCGUCAACGUGUACUCACUGUUUCUCGUCAAGUUUGUCAAAGAGUUUGGCUGCUCUACGGCUGAGGCAGCCUGGCUGGGCUCCAUGACGUUCGGCUUGAUGAAGCUGCUGGGCCCACUGAGCAGCUCCCUCAACAUCCACCUCAACAACCGGGUUGUCAUGAUUCUGGGCGCUGUUCUCUGUACGCUCUCGUUUCUGGCCUCGUCGUUUGCACCAAACUUUAUGACAUUGUUUGGGACCCUGUGUGUACCGUUUGCUACCGGCGCGGCUUUCACGAUCACGCCCUCCGUUGUCGUCCCUGUCAUCUACUUCCGUCAACAUCAGAGCGUUGCCAUGGGUAUCGUGGCGUCAGGCAGCAGUCUCGGCAUGUUGAUUCUGGCACCUGUCGUACAGAUCAUGUUGGACGCCCUCAACUGGAGGAUCAUGUUUCGAAUCCAUGCCGGCGCCCUCUCCUUCCUGAUAUUCCUCAACUUUUUCAUCAAGCCGGUCAAACGACAAAAACCCAUCAGCGACAACAAAAAACCAUUCUGUGCCUCAAUGAUCGAGGACCUCACACUGUGGAAGAACAGGGUCUUUUUGCUGUGGGCCUUUUCAAUGGCCAUCGUUUACUUCGGCUAUCAGAUCCCUAACAUGCUUCUCGUUAGCUAUGCGGGUUUUCUGGGCAUCAGUGCGUCUCGAGCUUCAUACAUCGUCAUGGCAAUGGGCGGGGCUACCACGGUGUCACGCCUCAUCACCGGCAAGAUACUCACAUGUCAGCUGCUCAGUCGACUCCAUUUUAAACAAACAAUCUUCGUCGUCAUGGGAACCAGUUACCUUCUCCUGGCUCACGUCACAACCAUAGAGGGUCUGUACGUGUUUGCUGUGGUCCGUGGUCUGCUAGACGGGGCCCACAUCGUCAUGUUGCCCAUGUUGACGGCCUCCAUGGUCGGGCAGAACAAGGCCCUUCUUGGGUGGGGCUACAUCGCCGGCGCUAUCUCAAUUACCUACACAAUAGGGCCCCCUAUUGCAGGCUACUUAAAAGACGUGACAGGGAAUUACAAAAUGCCGUUUACGGUUGCCGGCUUGCCGAUGAUCGCAUCCGGUCUUCUGCUCUUCUGGCUGCCCUGGGCUCAAAGGACGGAGAAAACAGAAUCUUUAGCCGACAUUAUCAGUAUCCAUGAUAGACUCGAUGAGGUCAAAAGCGAUGAGACGAUAUCAAAAAGACGACACACCAUCUCUAAAGUUUUUCCAUACCCUGUAAUUCGAGAGCUGGAACUGAUGCCAUUAGAUGUUCCAGACAUUGUCAAGUCCCCGCCGACUUCAAUCAAACACACGCCAUCUUUUAAACCCAAGCGGAAGAAAUUUAACCUGGUCCAAAAAUCUGCCUCGCUGCCAGAGACAAGAGAUAUCCCUGUCUUUGGUAACAAGACACCCAAAGUCAAAAGUGAACCUUUAAUCUCAUUCAAAGAUGGCUCGCUAGAACUAUUGGCUGAAGGUUCUUCCACCAAAAAACGGUUACAGUUGGAAGAAGACGUGGACUUUUUGUCCUGGAGAUCUCCACUCAACCCAGACACGGGGUCCUUCUCUACCCACCCCGCAGGGUCGACUGAGGAGAGGGAACCUCCCCAAAUACAGCAGCGACCAGCCUCUUCCAGGAGAGCCAGCGGUCCUCUGUCUGUCACAUGUGUAGAGUCAACCUCAAUCUAUUCCAAAGUGUCAGACUAUUUCAGUGAAAAGUCUGGAGAGGAUGAUAUACAGGUAAACAUCAGGUUUUAG
Physella acuta is the source of this 1956-nucleotide messenger RNA. RefSeq names its product monocarboxylate transporter 12. Gene Ontology annotation, biological process: transmembrane transport. Gene Ontology annotation, molecular function: monocarboxylic acid transmembrane transporter activity. NCBI's taxonomy places the organism in Eukaryota, Metazoa, Mollusca, Gastropoda, Physidae. The record is from RefSeq and is a predicted model, not a curated record.